UCCCGCUUCACUCACGCCAUAGUUCGAGUCAAUUUACGAAGAAAGCCGACCCUUAUGGUCACCAUCAUAACCACUAAAAAACAUCAUCAGAUCCUUCGACUUCCGAGAGGAUUCUCGAUGUGGACGCAUGCGGCAAACUCACUAUUGACAGUCUGAACCGGAGAGAGAUAUUUUUUUUUAUUAUCAAACUCUUGUCCGACAACGCAAGAGAAUUUCUCUCCUAAAGAAGUGUUUUUGUUUUCUGAAGUUUCAACCUUCAGUGGCUUGCCGUAUCCAGGAUAUACUUCAGAAGCUCCUGUAGUGGCCUCUGCUUAUCGACCAGUUCAGCACCUUUAUAUUUAUUCGUUUCUCCGGUUUAUUAUUAUAUUUACUCGAGCAAAUUUGGUGGUUCAUGCUCCCAAAUGUUAGCUGUUGGGCAGAUGGAUGCUAACAGGCAGAGUGCUUUCGUCCUAGGCAGUACACCGCUGGCAGCAUUGCACAACAUGACCGAAAUGAAGACGUCUCUAUUUCCCUACACUUUGCAGAAUCACGCGGGCUUCAAGGCGCCUUCUCUCAAUAAUUUGAACACACAGCUUGCCCUGGGGACACCACAUGGAAUUAGCGAUAUCUUGGGUAGACCUAUCAACUCAGCUGGACAGCUGCUCUCGGGCUUUCCAAGGAUAAACGGCUUGGCCACCGCAGGAAUGUACUUUAACCCAGCAGCCGUUUCUCGGUACCCGAAGCCCCUGACGGAUCUCCCAGGAAGAGCACCCAUAUUCUGGCCUGGAGUGAUGCAGAGCUCCCCUUGGAGGGAUCCUCGAGUGCCCUGUCCUGACUCUUCAAUCUUUUUUGUAGCUCAAGCAAACAUGAUGCUCGACAAGGAUGGAAAGAAAAAACACUCCAGACCAACUUUUUCUGGACAGCAAAUUUUUGCAUUGGAGAAAACCUUUGAACAGACGAAAUACCUUGCUGGCCCAGAGAGAGCUCGACUGGCUUACUCUUUAGGAAUGACUGAAAGUCAAGUCAAGGUAUGGUUUCAAAACAGGAGAACCAAAUGGCGGAAGAGACACGCAGCGGAAAUGGCAACAGCCAAAAAGAAACAUGACUCUGAAACUGAGAAGAUGAAGGAAAGCUCGGACAAUGAGGACGAUGACGAGUACAACAAACCUCUGGACCCUAAUUCAGACGACGAAAAAAUCACAAGACUUCUGAAAAAGCACAAGGCUACAAACCUUUCCUUGAUCAGUCCAUGCAGCAAUAGCUCGGACACCUUGUGAUGACAGUGACAACUUGUCGUGAAGAGACAAACACUCCAUGGUGCUUCUAAAGCGAAUUUAACCAGGGUAUAAAUUGUUCAAAUGGAAAGAAAGGGCGCUGAUGGGUGGUGUGAAUGAUUUAUGUUGUACAAACGAAAAUGUAAGUGAGAUGUAUAUAUUUUUUACUGAGUAAGUUAUGUUAUUAAACCAAUGUAAACAAGACAUGGCAGCCUUUCCCGCAAAUCCCGAUAAGCAUAUACCCUCGCAAUAUUAUAGCUUCCUUUUGUUAUAUUAUUGCCGAAUAAUGUUACCCAUCUCUCCACCUUUUACCAUUCUAAAUUCAAUACAGGUACACAAUGUAUAAAUGCAAAUGUUGUAAAUUAUAAUGUAAAAAGCUUGUUUUAACGAUUUCAACUCAGUUCUAUAAUUUGAAGGAAUUUGUUUUACCUCAUCAAACAAAGCUAGAGAACUGGACCCUCGUGUAUGUUGGAAUAAGAGAGUAUUAUUACUUCUGCGAAGAUGGAAGAAAAAAAACGUAUUAUGAAUAAAUUAUUUAACAAGCUUUUGUUUUUAAAAUGGAAUUUUGUUUUUGAACAGUUUUCAUCUUCACUGAAAUUACUCUUCAUUGAAUAACCACAUAUUUUGACAUUGAUCGGGACCCACUCAAAUACUGAGAAAGAUGGGUCUAAUAAAUUAUAAUGAACGGAAA
Salmo salar (Atlantic salmon) is the source of this 1944-nucleotide messenger RNA. NCBI's taxonomy places the organism in Eukaryota, Metazoa, Chordata, Actinopteri, Salmoniformes, Salmonidae. The record is from RefSeq and is a predicted model, not a curated record.